CUCUCUCUCUCUCUCUCUCUCUCUCUCUCUCUCUCUCUCUCUCUCUCUCCCCCCUCCUUGUAGCGUGUAGUUUUUGAUUUGGAUAGUACCCGACCCAGUUAUCACAAACUCGAUCGUUCCCGACAUCAUCAAUCACCAUGGGUUUCAAUGGUUUUGGCAUUUUGGUUGGUUUCUCAUUCCUGAUUUAUGCUGUUAAUCAAGUGAAGAGUAGUUAUAUCACUUGGGACGAUAUCAAGAUAGAGGAAUACUAUCACUACAAGGAAAUAGAGAGCUUAAGUUUCGGGGAUGGGAAUGGGAGUAAAGUGAUCAUCGUUGAUCAAAAGGGUAAGGGUCAUGCCCAUACUGUACAAGCUGCUGUUGAUAUGGUCCCAUUCAACAAUUCCAUCAGGGUCAAGAUCUACAUUCUUCCUGGUUUUUACAGAGAUGCAUGCUGCAGAGAAAAAGUGAUUGUUCCACCUUCCAAGCCAUAUAUCUCUUUCAUCGGAGAUGAAAAGAAGGCUUCAGAAACCAUAUUGAGUUGGAACGACAAAGCCUCAGACAAAUACAAAGAUGGUUCUGAACUCGGUACGUAUAGAACCGCUUCUGUUGAUGUACAAUCUGAUUACUUUUGUGCUUCAGGCAUCACCAUUCAGAAUACGGUUGUUGCAGUAGCUGGAGGGUAUAAGCAGCAAGCAGUGGCAUUAAGACUUGCAGGGGACAAGGCGAUGCUUUAUCGAGUAAGGAUAUUGGGGACCCAAGACACUCUUUUAGACUCCAACGGAUCUCACUACUUUUACCAAUGUUACAUACAAGGAUCCAUCGAUUUCAUCUUUGGCGAAUCUAGAUCGCUCUAUAGGGAAUGUAAUCUACAUUCUGUUGCUGAUAAAUAUGGAGCCAUUGCAGCUCAUCAUAGGAACUCCGAAGAAGAGGACACUGGAUUUUCUUUUCUGAAUUGUUCAAUAACCGGAAGCAGAGGAGGGAAAAUCUACUUGGGGAGAGCCUGGGGAAAUUAUUCAAGGGCAGUCUACUCCUACUGUGAUAUCGACAACAUCAUAGACCCUUCUGGCUGGAGCGACUGGAACCACCCAUGGAGACAAAGGACGGUUGUGUUUGGAGAAUACGAGUGCAGAGGAAAAGGUGCAAAUAGAAAGAAUCGGGUAUCAUGGUCCAAGUCAUUGGCACAUGUAGAAGCAAUGCCGUUUCUUGAUACAAACUUCAUUGGUGGACAUGAGUGGUUGAGACUCUAAUCUAUCUAUACAAGGACAAGACUAGAAGAGAAUCAGAGCUCAAUGAAAGGAGACGCAUAUCUAAUUCGCAUGAGUCAUGAGAUGAAGAACCAGGAAGGGAUACAUUACACUGAAGAAUUAAUGAAUGAGUGUGCCAUGAUUUACAUUGGUGGAUGACGAGAGACCCGAGCUUAAGCAUAAGAGAGUACAACAGUCAACAGUCAACUGCAACAACCCAAAAGAUAAAAUAUGAAACAUCAAAAUGAAAUUAGCAUCAAGAGAUGGAUGCUUGUUCUCUUUACAUGUUCUGAACAAAACAAGUUAAACAUCAUAUUCUUCG
This is a messenger RNA of Lactuca saligna, 1545 nucleotides long. The record is from the annotation of a GenBank genome assembly. NCBI's taxonomy places the organism in Eukaryota, Viridiplantae, Streptophyta, Magnoliopsida, Asterales, Asteraceae.